Ilyonectria robusta is the source of this 1346-nucleotide messenger RNA. RefSeq lists its product as uncharacterized. NCBI's taxonomy places the organism in Eukaryota, Fungi, Ascomycota, Sordariomycetes, Hypocreales, Nectriaceae. The transcript has 6 exons. Bases 1 to 1074 code for a protein of 357 amino acids. The record is from RefSeq and is a predicted model, not a curated record.
AUGCCAGAUCUCGGUGGCACAUCGUGCUCGAGUAGUGCUGUGGAGUUGUUCACUAGGAGGAAGCUCAUGGUGAAUUACUUGACACCGCGCAGUUACCCAGAAGAAAGGCGGCGCGAGACGAGAGGCAAGAAACCUCUGGGGUGGCGCAUGGGAACUUACAGGAUAUUUGGUAUGGGUCAAGUUCGCGGCCUGUGUGUGGCUCAUGCCCUGGCCAUCUGCUCCUCUGCAAACAAAGAGGCCACAGCGCUGCAGCACCAUGCCCGACGCACACAACUGGCCUGGAGAAACCAGGUUUCGCUUCUUCUUUGGCCAGCGCCUUGCGGUAUUGAGCCUCAUCUUGCCGCCGUGGCCGCCGCAAAAGGUCACAAUGGCCUCAUAUGGCCACAAAUGGCCCCGAUGGCCGCAAAUGGCCGCAAAUGGCCCCGGUGGCCUCAUGUGGCCGUAAUGUCGCCCGGUGAUGGGGCUCAGACUCGACAAGUCGGAACAUUUAAGGGACGCCGAGUCCGUAAGAUUCCCAGUUCGAACGGUGGUCAUUUCCGCUUCCCUUCCAGCUUAACCCAACGAGAUCGAUCUUCACCUCAUCCUACUACUCUCCUCACUACGCCGCACGACAUGGCUGACGACAGCAUCAACCUCUAUCAGAGCGAACCGUUCGGCGAAGCCCUGAGCCCACAGGGCGACACCGAUCAUAGGCUACUUUUCUUACGUCAUGCUUCGAAUGGAUCCAAGGUUCCCGCAUUCGACCUCUCUAUUCUUCUACACCUCGGAUCCGGACCUCGACGAUACGAAACUACCCUCGGGUCACAUUGCCUUUCCACUCAGUACUUGACUGCUGAUGGCACAUUCGUGUGGACACAUUACAUUCCGGACCUCAUCAAACGGACUUGCAGACGCAGCAAACAUGGACCCAGGACAACCCAAAAGGCCAACGGAUAUGCUCAAAACCGCCACGGAUCCGGUCUUAUUAUAAUUCCUUGGUAUGUGUCCCUGUCGGGACUUCAAGGACUUGACGAUGCUCAUCGGAGCUCCGCCGGCAAGGAUUCAAGGAACCCCCAGCUGGACUACAUGCUAUGAUGGAUCCCUUGGAAUAAACCCGAGCAGUUGAUCUAUCCGAGCCCGGGUAUGAAAACUCCGAAAGCUUAAAUGCACCGUGUAUGUAUAUCCCACUAAACUGCGGCUGCAUUUUGGCCGAAGGAAUUCCUUACCCGGACGGAGGUACUUCCAUCGCAAGGCGUAAUUCUGAGGAUCCUGAGCACCAAGCCCCUGGAUGGAUUUCCUCUGGAUCCUUGCCAGGACCUCGCGAUCCCGGGAGCCAGGAAAAAGAAAGCGUACCCCAUACAUCACGU